UUUUACGUCACGAUAUUGCGUCAACAAAAGAAAAAUAAAGUCUUGAAGUGAAAGAUACGUUACCGGAGUUUUAAAACUUUUGAAGCUUUUAAUUUCAAAGUUCAAUCUAGAUGGUUGUUGUAUAAUCCACGUUUUGAAGAUGGAUGAUCGGUAUUACGAAGUUACUGCUGAACUGGAUCCUAGAGAGAUAUUAAGGUAUCUCAAUAAUUUGGGCAUUCACAAUAUAAGUGGCGAGGUCCUCAAGUAUUUUAUUACAGAUUUAAAGAAGCUAAUAAAACAUGAUCUUCAACAACAACAACAAAAAAACUUAAGUAGCCAAGAUAAGUAUGAAAUACCAGGACCUGAGCGGCUUCACAGUGCCAGUACGUUUUGCUCGCGUCUCAGAUCAAAGGGGCAAGAUACUACCUCUAUGAAGUGUACAAGAGAAUGUCCAAAUACCCAAAGGAAAGUGACUCAUGUCAGGAAUGUUCAUUCCGCACCCAACUUGGGGCCACAGAAAACUGAUGAAAAGCCUCUUCGAAGGGCUUGUUCUUGUGUGAGAGUUGAAAAAAAGCCAGAAGUAGUAAAAGAAAGAAGUACACCUUGUUCUACCAGUAAUAAUUUAAUAAAAGUUCCUAUACAACCAACAAAGAAAAAGUGUGACCCGGUCACAUUGUACCACUAUUAUACCACUCUAUGGAACAAAUACAAAUCCAAUGUCCCUGGUGAGAAUGAUUGGUCUGACAUCAGGUGGAGCAUCAGACAGAAAAUGGCUGGAAAUGUUGCUAAACAGACUUCAGUUAAUAAGGUUCCCGUAUCUCAAAGAGACAAGGAACGGGGCAAAACAAAAUCCUGACAUCCUGAAAUAAGGAAUCUCUAUUAUUUUGCUUUUGCCAAUCAACUUUGUUUUUAAUUUGUAUAGAUAUAAAUAAAUAAAAUAAGUAUUUUUUCA
Messenger RNA from Helicoverpa zea (corn earworm), 931 nucleotides. RefSeq lists its product as uncharacterized. The transcript is spliced from 4 exons. Gene Ontology annotation, biological process: cilium assembly. The record is from RefSeq and is a predicted model, not a curated record. The coding region runs from base 140 to 835 and encodes 231 amino acids. NCBI's taxonomy places the organism in Eukaryota, Metazoa, Arthropoda, Insecta, Lepidoptera, Noctuidae. Gene Ontology annotation, cellular component: centriole; non-motile cilium.